Glossina fuscipes is the source of this 2060-nucleotide messenger RNA. It is a transcript of the gene mfrn, whose product is annotated as mitoferrin. Lineage: Eukaryota; Metazoa; Arthropoda; Insecta; Diptera; Glossinidae. Gene Ontology annotation, molecular function: ferrous iron transmembrane transporter activity. The transcript has 6 exons. The record is from RefSeq and is a predicted model, not a curated record. Gene Ontology annotation, biological process: iron import into the mitochondrion. The coding region runs from base 1 to 1146 and encodes 381 amino acids. Gene Ontology annotation, cellular component: mitochondrial membrane.
AUGAAUAUCGAUGAUUACGAAUCAUUGCCUACUACCAGUGUAGCCAUUAAUAUGACGGCCGGUGCUAUCGCCGGUGUAUUGGAGCACAUUGUUAUGUAUCCUAUGGAUUCGGUUAAGACUCGGAUGCAAAGUUUAUCACCGAAAACCGCCAAAUACAAUAUAACGGCAACGUUUAAGAAUAUGGUAAAAAAGGAGGGUCUACUAAGACCCAUAAGAGGUGUAACGGCCGUUGUGGCCGGGGCUGGACCUGCGCACGCUCUAUACUUUGGCUCGUACGAAUUAUCGAAAGAGUUUAUGACGAAAGUAACCAAAAAUAAUCACAUUAAUUACGUUUCCUCAGGUGUGGUGGCCACUUUAAUACAUGAUGCCGUCUCCAAUCCAGCUGAAGUGAUAAAGCAGCGAAUGCAAAUGUACAAUUCACCCUAUCGGUCCGUGGUCGCUUGUUUGCGUGGUGUUUAUCAAACGGAAGGCCUGCGAGCCUUCUAUCGUUCGUAUUCUACGCAACUUGUAAUGAAUAUACCGAAUCAAACGAUACACUUCUCUACCUAUGAAUUAUUCCAGAAUAUGCUCAAUCAGGAGCGUAAAUAUAAUCCUCCGGUACAUGUAAUAGCGGGCGGUGCGGCCGGUGCAUGCGCAGCAGCUGUUACUACACCUUUGGAUGUAGUGAAAACUUUAUUAAAUACCCAAGAAACCGGUUUAGUUAAAGGCAUGAUAGAGGCCAUGAAAAAGAUUUAUAUUAUGGCUGGACCAAAAGGCUUCUUCAAAGGUCUGUCGGCUCGUGUCUUAUAUUCAAUGCCAGCCACUGCCAUCUGCUGGUCAACAUAUGAAUUUUUCAAAUUCUAUUUAUGUGGCAUAGAACGCGAGCAGUACAAAUCUUCAAUUGUGGGCAAAAGUACACUGCAGCCGCGUGAUAAAGGUUACGUUGUCCUUUCCACGACAUCGAACGAUGAUGACUCAAAAUUACCGGACACCAAAGAAACGACAUCGCCACAAUCACCGACAUCAAUACAACAGCCGCCAGUGCCAUCUAGACCCAUUAAAACGGUAUGCGAAUUGUCAACUAGUGUGACAGCGCCACCAUUAAAUCUUAAUACCCGACACUCGGACGUUAAAAGUCCUUUUGAACGAGGAUUUCCCACUACAUAAACGACUCUCAUGUCCUGUCACAAGCAGAGUAUGUGUCAAUAACUCGAACUCAUUGCAAUCAUCAUCCACAUAAUCCCGCUCAAUCACAAACACACACACACACAAACACAAACAAUUAUGCAUACAUACACAAACCGCACAGAUAGACGACAAGCAUAAAAAGCAAUUGCAGCGUCAGGUGUCUCGCCUGUGAGUACCAGCAGCGCCUGUUUAUGCUGACAUGCCACACGAAAUUCUCUAUGAGGAUGAAGAGUGUUGUUGCUGUGUGCGUUUGUUUCUUUGAAAAACUAUGGAAAAGUUUAGGAAUAUAAAAAUCCACUUUUGUUAUUUCAUCUUUAUAUUUAAUAGAUCUGUUCUAAUAUAGGUACAUAUAUAUAUAUGUAUGUAUAUAUACAUAGAUAUAUAGGUCUAUGUAAAUAAAUAAUAUAUAUAUAUACGAGAAUGCGUAUUGUAAAUGUAUUACGAAAAUAAAAUUCAUUAACGCAGCGUCACUCUCGGAACAUAAACCAACGUCAGUAUGUCUUUUUGCCUUGGCAGCGAUUUUUAAUUUUUUAAUCGCUUCUAACACAAUAUUCUUGAGUAGCGUUUCUCUCGUUUCUUCAGAUCUUGGAAUAUUCGGGCGAAAAUAAUUUUCAAUUUUUCAAAAAAAAAAAAGAAAGGGAAAAAGAUUUUAAAAAACGCCUUAUUCUCGACCCUACAACAAUAUGUGUACAUAAAUCUAUUUUAAUUACUUACUGUACACAAUAAAGUCUUGUAAAACAAAAGUUGAAAACGAAUACAAUUUAAAAACUAUUAACAAAACAAAAAAAAAGUAUAAUUUAAAGAAAAUAAAAAAAAAAAAGAAAAGAAAAUUAAUUACUAAACACACAACUGUAAUCAAAUUGCAAUAAGAGAGAAAUAACUAUUAUAAAAAA